Durio zibethinus is the source of this 1545-nucleotide messenger RNA. The record is from RefSeq and is a predicted model, not a curated record. NCBI's taxonomy places the organism in Eukaryota, Viridiplantae, Streptophyta, Magnoliopsida, Malvales, Malvaceae.
ACAGACGUAAAUGCCCUUACCAAAAUGCAAACGCAAAUGGCAUCCUGGGACUCAGCUAAACAAAAAGUUCAGCCUCCGGUUUCAAGCAUGAGAAACUAACCGUCUAGAGGAAAAAAAAAUGGCGGAUUCCUUUUCAUCUUUUCCCCAACCCUCACUCUCGGAUCAACCUUCGGCCCCGGUCCAAUCUCCUGCUCAUUUCCAGGUUGCGCCUCCAGCUUGGCCCUCGGCUCCGUCGUUUACUAGGCCUCAAGAACCCUUGAUGCAUAAGAAUCGUUUACAGGAGUUUACUCAAAGAUCAUCCAUACCACUCCCAGUGUAUCAAACCUUUAAUGAAGGGUCUCUGCAUGCUCCAAAGUUCAGGUCAACUGUAUUAGUUGAUGGUAUAAGUUAUACUUCUGUGGGCACCUUUUCACAUAGAAAAGCAGCUGAACAAGAUGUUGCCAAAUAUGCUCUGGAGUGUAUCUCAAAGAAGUUAAAAGAUGAAGGCUGUCCUCUCAUUCGUGAGGAUACAGUAUUUUGCAAGUCUAUCUUGAAUGAAUUUGCAGUCAAGAUGAAUCUGAAAAUGCCAACCUACAAUACCAUUCAGUCAAAAGGAUUGCUUCCCCUUUUCAUGUCCUCUUUGGUUUUCAAUGGUGUGACUUAUAGUGGAGAAACUGGUAGGAAUAAGAAAGAGGCUGAACAAUUAGCUGCACGUGCUGUUAUCCUCUCUCUUCUUGAUGAUCCUAGGUAUGGAACAUUUCUUUCGGAGAUAAUCAAGUCUAAAUCUAAGCUGUAUGUUGCUUUGAAUAAAGUCAAGGAUUCAAGCAUUUUCCAUCUUGGCACUACACUUUCCGGAUCAAACACAUUGAUCCAUAACAAUAAAGAGGUUGAAACUGCUGCAGUCAGUAACAGUGAGCCAAGUAGUGCAUCUCUAUGGCAAAGCGCAGGAGCAGAACAUCCUCACCAUGAAUUCAAGAUUCCAAAAUCAGAACAAGGUCCUGAAUGCCUUGAUCUUCCAAUUGCUUUUGUGCCUCCAGCGAUUGAACAGGCUUCAGGAGUUGGUGAAAACUCUUCAAGAAAGCGACGUCGGAAGAAGAGGGCUAAACUGGACACUGAUACUCAGUAAGUUUUGGUUUUCCAUUCAAUGUUCUGGCCUGUUCUCAUAUUGUCUUUCUAAAACACUUCCCCGAAUGUCAGUUGAUGAGCUUUGUCGUCCUUUCAUAGAUGAAAGCAAUAAUUAUUUUAAUUUAAUUUGCAUUAGUCACUUAGAUGAGUGAUGCUACUGUUUAUAGUUCUGUUAUCCACAAAGUUGUUACACCAUGAUUGGCUUUCCCUCCCUUUAAAGACUGAUGUGUUCUGUGUUUGUGCAAGCAUCGGUGGUCAUUGUAUAUUAGUUUAUGUCUGCAUUCAUCACUUUUCUCUUUUUUACUUUUAAUUUUUUUUGGAUCAGAUUAGUCAGUUCUUUCUGUUCCCUUUUGAUUUUCUUCUUUUCCUUUCUUUUUUUUUCCCUGAAGGAAGAGGUGGGGAGGGGAUUUCGGGAUGUCAAGCAGAAGUUUAUCUAUGUUU